Molecule: messenger RNA, 1200 nt
Organism: Saccostrea echinata
Lineage: Eukaryota; Metazoa; Mollusca; Bivalvia; Ostreida; Ostreidae
Product: transmembrane protein 42-like
Exons: 3
Coding region: 79-516 (145 amino acids)
Cellular component (GO): membrane
Source: RefSeq, a predicted model, not a curated record
GUCAACUGGUAAUCUUUAUUCUAUUAUCCCUGAGUGACAUUUAACAUGGACUCCAAACUAGGAAACUAAUCUGGAGUAAUGGCAGGGUUGAAUCAUGGCCGAGGGCUGAUGCUGGCAGUCAGUGCUGGUAUUAUGGCAGCCCUUGGUUCUGUUUCAGCCAAAUUGGCCACUAGUGACCACAUCCUUAUGGACACCUGUCAAAUCAUCUUCAGGAUUGGCAUUUGUCACCAGCUGAGUCUUUUGAUGAGGAUUGUGUUUUUUGCCAUGAUAUUUGUUUGUAAUGGUAUGAUGUGGACGCUUUUUACAAAGUCCCUUCAGUUUUGUUCUUCAACAGCUGAAGCAACAGUCACAAACACAGCCUCAAACUUUCUUAUUAGUGCUUUGAUUGGCGUAGCUCUGUUCAAUGAGACACUCUCCCUUCGAUGGUGGAUUGGAGCCAGUUUGAUUGUUACUGGACUCCUACUAAUUCACAGGGCAAACAGAAAAGAAAGUGAAGAGAAAAAUAAAACAGCCUGAUGUCCAGAAGUCAGAACUAAUUCUUCCAUAACUUGUCGUUGGGGAAAACAAGAUCCUUUUGUAUUAAACAUCAGUGUACCAAAUGGUACCCUCAAGGAUGGAAAGAGAAACCUUGUGUGUGAGAAGGGGAUAAUAGUUUUAAAAUAUUUUUUUACAAUGUACUGGCAAUAAUAACAUUGGAAAGGACUUAACUGCCAAUUUAUUUCGAAAGAUGUUUUAACAGGGUGGAUGAAAGGCAAAAUUUAACCACAUAUUAAGCUAAACUAUGCUGUUCACCAGAAGCAAGUUGAAGAGAGAAAUAGUUCAUAAGAAUUAUUGUGGAGAGUGUCACAAACGGAAUUGAGUUUCUUCUACCUCAGAAUGACACAUUUUCAUUCAAAAUACUAGAAUAAAAAAUAUAAUAAAAUUCUAAUUUUAUAUGAAGCUGAAAAUAACAUUUAUGCUGUGCCAAAUUUUUCAUUUUAUAGAAUAAAUGUAUUGUGCAAAAACUCCAGAAUUAUUCUUCAUCAUAAAAUGAAAACUAAGACAUCAUGAACUUCAUGAAAACUAAGACAUUGUCUAAAUGUACAUGUACUGUUACUAGUAAUUAAAAUUCAGAUCCUUCUUCUGUGUACUAUGUAUUGACUUGUUACAGAAGCACAAUAUCAUUAUCAAAUUAAACAAAAUAACAAUCCAUUGCUACAA